UAUGACUUAACACUUCGUCAUUACACAAAGUGAUUUUCCUUUCUUCAUAAUGAAGCCGCACGUUGAAAGCGUCGAGAUAUCGAGUCCAAUGGACAUCACUGACGGCGAGUACGGCGAAGAGCAACAAACAUGGAGUAUUUCUGUAACUAAUCUACCAAACGAUGUUUUUGAGGAUCAAGAAACAAAGGUAUGUUAAAAGAGAGAUAUCGUAAGCUCUGUGUUUAGCUGUGAAUUAUUAGAGCUCGCUAUCUUAGCGUUUUGUUUUAAAACUGGUCCAUUUCGUCGAAAUACAAUGUUCUUGGGACCAAAACAACUGUGGUAUUCAAGAGAAUAGUUGUCAUCAAGCUCACUUCUCUCUAAUUUAGCUGCCUUUUCAGCCCUGUUUGGUUGGGAAUCCUAAAGCAUACACAAAACAUAUUUAGAUCGCAAAAAAUGAUUGUCAGCUCGGUCGAUUUUUUUAGUUGAGGUGGGGAAUGUUUUGCAUUGUCUAUUAAUAAGCUUAUGAAAACUAGAAAGAUUUCGUUUGUUAAUGAACCGAUUCGGGUUUCGAUUGUUAAAGAGAAUUACGUAAAAUCCAUCGUUCGAGUUCACCAGAGUUCAAAAAUUUUGGAGAGUUAAGAAAAAAUUGAGACUAAUAUUAAUGAUGAUGAACGGACAUGAGAUAAUUAGUGACUGUCACUUUCAAGAAAACAAAUUUGAUCAGAAAAUUCUUCAUGUUAAGUUCUGUUCCAGCAAGUCAUGCUUUGCAUGAGGAAAAGGGACAGGUUGGUUACUUACAAGCAUAGAAAUUAGGGGGGACAGAGCAGGGUGUACAUCAUGCCUCUCUAACUCUGAGCAACAAAUGAAUAUAACAAUCUACAUGAGAUUAGAGGAAUUUUUUUCGGAGUUGUGACCUUGGGAAAGACCCCAAAUCCUCAUCAUAACAGGGGUUUCCAGAACUGUCAUUAAGAGUCAUUAUGUAGAUGACUAAAACCCUCUGUGAGUCUGUCUUCUUCAACCACCUACUUUCACCUCCUUGUACCAUAAUUUCUGAUCACAAAUGGUACAAGUAUUGAAAUACAAUACAAUACAAUACAAUACAAUACAAUCAAAGAAAUUUGUGUAGCAGCCAUUCCCCAGUUUUAAGGGGAAUUAGAUGUGUGAAUGGAUUCCACUUUUAGAAUUUGCAUUAAGGUUGGUACAAACUUUUUGGAAUGCUUGGGACAUUUUAAGCAAAUAGUUCUCAGUAUUGGCUUAGUAAUCUAAUAAUGAAAUGACUUGAGGUCCAGGUUAUCCUGGCUUCCUAAUAUUUCUUAUUUGCAUCCCAGUUACUGGCAGAAAACAGCUGCUUUCAAGGCCUUUUACUUAUUAGAUGUCAUUCAAACCAUUUUUCAAGGCUUAAUGCGCAAUGCCUUUAGAAAGUCGGCUUUGUCAAUGUAGACUUGUAAAAUCUGAAAAAGGAAAAGAGAAUGUUAUUAGAGGUAAAAACAUGGAGUAUUAUAUGAUAUACUUUGUGUUUAACCACACCAACAACUUUUCAUCAGAGAAAAUGAGCAAGUAUUUAUAGUACUGUAUGCAAAUUUCUGUCUUAAUUAAAUUUAAGCCCACAGUCAUACCAUUAUUCAAGUCAUUAAAUUGGUGAAUUGUCAGCAAAUGUACCUGUGAAAAAUUUUUUUCUAAAUGUUUGCGGCUCAGAUGGCUUGUUCAUGUGGUGCCUUCAUGGAAACAGCAAGCCACUGCAAUCUUUUUCUCUUUACAUUGAAGUUAUAGAAACAUCCAUAUACCAGUAUUUCUAACUCAAAUACAACAACUUCUUAUGUUGAUUUAUGCCUGAGCUUAGCUGAAAGUGGAGUUUGCCCUGUGUAAAAUCUGGUAUUGUUAUGCAUUUUUUUCUCAACAGGGUUUCUCUUUAGAAGGCAAUGCCAAAUUCACUUUUCUGUGUGUAAAUAGUCUUUCAUUACUUUUCUUGAUGUAAUUAUUACUCUACAGAAUUUGACAGGUCCUAUUUAGUGCCUAUUAGAAUUAGCACUUAGCAUUUCUUCUUUGCAGGAAGUGUUUGAAAAGUUGUUCUCACCUUAUGGAAGUGAAAGUGACAGAAGCUUCAUCUACUUAAAGACUUUUCAUAGAGCAAGGGUUACAUUUGCCAAUGAAGAGUACGCAAAAGAAGCUAAGAAAUACCUGCAUGGGCAGCAUUUUCUGGGCUAUGAACUCGGCAUCUUCCUUGUUCAGGUGACUAUUUACACAUCAAAGAGUGAUGGACAUGUAGCCCUUCCUUACCAUAUUUUAUGAACAAUUGGAAAUAAAAUACUGAUCCCCACAGAUGAUCUUUCCAGAAGAUAUUGCAGAUGUGUGACCUCAAAGCUCCUUUGGUAGUAGUGAUCAAUUGGUAUUUGGGAGGUAUUGGUUUGAAAUCAGGCUUCUUUUACAGCAAUGUCAUCAACUCAUUCAUCUUUGAGGAUCAGAUCUUAUAGGAAGAAUAUGGUUCAUAGACUGAAUCAACCUAUGAUUUGUAAACACCCUACAGUAGACUCUGAAUACAUUUUUACUUCUCCAAUUUCCUCCUUGGGAUGGAGGGAGAUCGAUUCACAAGUAUAGACCUGUGCUGAUUAAAUUGCAAUAAUCACAUAAGCAUUUUUGAUAGAAGAUGGUGUGGGAAGGAUUAGUGGUAUGAAUGACUUCUUUCGCAAGAGAAUUUCAUUUUCUAUGGCCUUGAUAACAAGAAAAGAAAGUAUGACAAACUAAUCCAGCAUUAAAAUCAUUUUUUAACACACUUUUGUGAAGUUGAUUCAUCAGAUAGUUUUGAUCAUUUAGAUAUUGUGUAUUAUUUUGCAGAGACGGUCCUCCCUUAACAACAACUCUAAUCUUAAACCUCCACCUCAAACAAAGCAGUUCCUGAUUUCCCCUCCUGCAUCACCUCCAGUUGGCUGGGAACAGACUCUUGAGUCUCACCCAGUGAUCAACUAUGAUCUGCUGGCUGCCGUAGCCACUUUAGACACUUCACAACCUUGCCAGCUACACAAGUCUGUUGAAGAUGCACCCAGCAUUGUGGUACACCUGUGUGAUGAAGGAGAUGUCCAAGAUGGUAUGAAUGAUGAAGGAACUAAGUUCCACCCAUUGAAAGCAUUGCCAAGGGAAGUUGUGCAAACAAGAAGACCAGAAAGAAAAUUGUAAAGAAUAUAAAGGAGGGGUUUAUAUUUUAAAAUAUAUUAAGAGUACUUAUACAGCUUCUUAUACAGCUUCUUAUACAGCUUCUUUGUUUUUAUCAUUGUGAUCUAAGUGACCAUUCUCUUUCACCUGAAACAUGCAAACUAAGGUGUAGUAUUAACUUUAUUUCAGUUCAGAAAACAUACUGACAAGUAAUGCCGUAUUGGUAGAGAUACAUCUUUUCAUUUGUGCUCAAAGUUCUGACUUGAGCACAAGGUGAAGGUGAUGAACAAGAAAAUAAAUUAGUUUAAAAUUUUAUUACCGUAUUUAUUUUAUUUACCGAAACUUCAGUCAAUCAUGUUGAUUAGUUGAAAAGAGAUAACUUAUUUAAAAACAGUAAGCACAAAAAGUCUUGUGGGUCAUUUAACUUGCAUCUUUUGCAGUUUUUGUGCAAAUCCUUAAUGGGUUCAGUUUACUUCUUUAAAUCUCAAGCCAAAAUGAGUAGCUAAUUAUUGUUAUCAAGCAGCUGCUGAUAAUUAUGGUUAUGAUAGUUAUGGUAAUGAUCCAAGACUCUGAGUGACUUUUUUGAUAAGUGGCUGCUAAUUGAAAGGCAUCAGAAGUAUUGCAGUAAGUUAAGUAAUUUUUCUUGGAUUCCUAGUUGUCUUUCACUAAAGAAUAGUCUAGGUUGGAUGGUUCAAGACGUUUUGCCAUAUUUUUGCAUCUCAGAUUUUGAGUGCCUCUGAAAAUUUUCUUAAAGUAAGCCUGUUAUCCUUUCUGAUACCUGGUAAAAAUGUAUACCAAUGGUAUAUAGAAUGUGAUCUGUUUGUGAUCAUUACCGGUACUUUAUUUGAUUAAAUUUUUUGCGAUCAUGCAGCUAAGCAUCA
Molecule: messenger RNA, 4007 nt
Organism: Pocillopora meandrina
Lineage: Eukaryota; Metazoa; Cnidaria; Anthozoa; Scleractinia; Pocilloporidae
Source: the annotation of a GenBank genome assembly